AUGAUGGAGGAUGUUAUUAUUAAUAGUCCUUCAAACAAUAAUAAUAACAGCAACAACGGUUUAGAUAUUAAUAACCAAGAAAUUAUAAAUAAUAGUAAUACAAACAUAGAAAAAAUAAUAUUGCAUAAUCCAGAAGUUAUUAAUAAAGAGAAAUCGGACAAUAAUGAUAUUAUAAAUAAUGAGUUAAUAAUUAGCGAUGACAAUAAUAAAGCCAGUAUUGAGAUUAAUGGUAUAGACAAUAAUAAUAUAAAUCAUAGAGGUGAUGAUAAUAUUAAUGGAGAUUUAAAAUGUAUCGAGGAAAAGGAAGAAAAAGAGAAUAAUAAUGAAGGAAAAGAAGAAAAUGAAGGAAAAGAGGAUAAUGAAGGAAAGGAAGAAAAUGAAGGAAAGGAAGAAAAAAAAGAAAAUAAAGAAAAUGAAGAUAAAGAAGAAAAAGAGGAUAAUAGGGAAAUAGAAGAAAAUGAUGGGGCAGUUAGCGAUAAGGAUAUUGGAUACAAUAAAGAAGUUGGUGCGGAGGAAAAGGAGGUGGUUAGCAAUGUAUUUAAUAAUAGAGAUAUGCAAUCCGAAAAUGAUGGGGAAAAUAAAUUAUCAAAUGGAAAUAAUAAAAGAAAUAGUUUUGGUAAUCCAGAUUUAGAAAAUAUAAUAGAAUCUAUAAGGGAAAAAGCAAAUAGUCUCAACAACAGUAUUAAUAGUAGCGGAUCAAGUUUCAAUAGUAGUACAAAUAAAGAAACAAUAUAUUUAAAAAGGCAUCCAUUAUCACAAUCACCACUUAUUAGCCCCAAAACAGAAUCAACAAAUCCUCCAGAAAACAGUAACCCAACCUCAAUAACCACGACUACCACAACCACCACCACAACAACAACUAAUUAUGAUGCACCAUCAACACCGAAUAUUACAUCAAAUACAACACCAAAAUCUUCAUCAUUUAUUGCACAACCAACUAUCGCAAUUUUACCAGAGUUUCAUUUAGAUGAUAGACCUAUCUCAUCAUCAUCAACACCAUCUAUUACCAAUAGUAGUUCAGGUAGUAUUAGCGGCAAUACUGGAUCGAGUAUUGUUAGUUCAUCAUCGGUAGAGUCAAAUUUAAAUCAAAUGCAAACACAAUCGGUAACAAAUUCAACAAAUUCAACAUCUCCUUCAUUAUCAAAUGAUAACAUUAAUAAUGAUAGUUAUAAUAAUAAAGAUAAAGAUAAUAAUAAAGAUAAUAAUAAAGAUAAUAAAGAUAAUAAUAAUAAAGAUAAUAAAGAUAAUAAUAAUAAAGAUAAUAAUAAAGAUAGUAAUAAUAUCAAUAGUAGUCUUACUCUUUCUAAUAAUAUUCCAAUUACAAAUAAUGCAGUUGUUAGUAAUAGUUCAAAUAACAAUAAUAUUACCACCUCUAACAAUAACAAUAGUACUAAUAAUACUACAUCCAAUUCUAAUAAAAGUGGAUUUUUAUCAAGAAUUUUUAGAAGAGAACCGAGUAAAAAUACAUUACCAACAAAAGAUGAAAAUAAAAUUUUACCAGUGCAACCACAAAGUAAUGGUUUAGAUAUUGAAAAUGCAAUUUUUAAUAAAAUUUCAAAUUUAUCAUUAAAUCUACAAAAUUUACCAAGACCAGGUUCGUCAUCAUCAUCAUCGAGUCAAUCUUCAUCACCAAUUCAUAAAGAUAAACAACAAAAUAGAUUAAGUGGUAGCCAUAGUAUCAAUAAUUCAGGUUUUCAGCAGUCUGAUAAUUUAGAUACACUCAGUAAUUCUUCAAGCGGUAGUGCAUUUAUAAAGCACACAAAGACAAAGAGUGAUUUUAAUAGAUUGCUUAAAGAGAAUGAAAUCAACUCCUAUGAACACUUCCUCAGUAAGCUCGAAAAUGCAACACCAAUUAAAUCAUCAAUCGAUAGUUUUAUUAGAACCCUAAAGAAUAGAAAAGUGGCCAAUGAAGAUUUACGUGAAGCCCUAUUUGAUUUCGUCAGUAAUAUGCAAAAUACCCUAACAUUAGAUCCACAAUGGUCCGAUUCAGCCGAGGAUGAAUUAAAUUUCUCUUCAUUCCAUUUACAACAAUAUGUUUUAGAGAAGAUAUAUGACUAUGUUUUUCAACCUAGCGAAGAGGAGGCUAAAAAGGAUUCUGAUCUUUCAACAUUAAUUGAAAAGUUAUCAUUCAUUACAUUGGAGCAUAUGGAAAUUCCAACUUAUUCUUUUAGUGAGGCUAUGUGGGAUAAGGCUGGUAAAUAUUUACUAAAAAUAAACUACGCAAGGGAUGCGAGACACAAGAUUAUGUAUAUAAUGAAAUGUUGUAAAACUAUAUUAAAGCACAAUCAUAAAGAGGUUUCUGGUGCAGAUUUUCUUUUACCAAAUUUAAUCUGGGUAGUAUUAAAGAUCAAUCCACCUUAUUUACAUUCAAAUGUUGUAUUUAUAACCAAAUUUUCAGAUUCUUCAGAUUCGGAGGCAGUUUAUUAUUUAACUCAGCUUGUCUCAGCGAUCUAUUUUAUUGAAAAUAUUAAACCAGAAUUACUAAAAAUUGAUAAAAAGGAAUACCAUAGGUUAAUGGGCGAAAAAGCAGCAUCACUAUCACCUUCAAUUUCUUCAACAAAUAGUCCAACCAAUGGUAGUAACAACAAUGCCAAUAAUAACAAUAAUGAAAAUGGUAGUAAUUCAUCAAAACCAAACAACCUUACAUCAAAAUUAAUAGCAAAUGAUAAUGCUUUGGCCACAUUGGUUGAAAUGUUCCCAGAUUUAGAUACUGAGUACUUGGUAGAGUGCAUUAACUACAUUGAAUCAAGGCAUUCACAUACAACUAUUUCACAGCACGAUCUUGUUUUUAGAGUUACAAAUUUAAUUGCUGAAAUUCAAGGUUAUUGGAAUCCACCUCCAAAAUCAAAAUCAAAUAGUAAUUUAUCAGCAAUUGCAUCUGGGCUAUCAGCUGCCUCUAUUCAAAAACAACAGAAAAAGCAUCAACAACCACAACAAAAAUCAAUUCUUCCAAAUAGCUCGAGUAAUGAUAAUUUCAAAAAUCUUGAUAGUUCUUACUUAAAUGAUGAAAGCAUAAAUAACAGUGAUUCAAAUAGCAGUGAAUAUGGCGAAAACAUUAUUGAAACUAUAAUGAACGAAUCAAAUAAAUUAAUCGUAAAUAGUAAUAAUAGCUAUAACAACCUUACCCUAUUGGAUGGUAAGUCUUCAUCAACAAUAUCAUCAACAACAACACCAACCCAUAAUAGCAGCGAGGCCCAAAAGCUACAAAAUACUAUAGAUAAAAAAGAUGAAGAGAUUUCAAAACUUCAACAAAAGCAUAAACAGGAUCAAAUGGAGAUUUUAGAAUUAAAAAAGAACCUUCAGAUAAGAAAUAAAGAAUCAAGACAAUUUAAUAACUAUGUCAGUUCAAUUAAAAUCCCAAAUUUUAACUAUCAAAAUUCCAGAAUUGAUGAAUUAAAAAUAACUGAAGUACCAAUGCUUUUACAGGAAUAUAAAAAUAUAACAAAUCAAUUUAAAACAAUGUAUGAAAAUUUAAAAAAAUUACAACAACAACAGCAUCAACAACAACAAUAA
This is a messenger RNA of Dictyostelium purpureum, 3513 nucleotides long. RefSeq lists its product as uncharacterized. Gene Ontology annotation, molecular function: guanyl-nucleotide exchange factor activity; small GTPase binding. Lineage: Eukaryota; Evosea; Eumycetozoa; Dictyosteliales; Dictyosteliaceae. Gene Ontology annotation, cellular component: endocytic vesicle; cytosol. The coding region runs from base 1 to 3513 and encodes 1170 amino acids. The record is from RefSeq and is a predicted model, not a curated record. Gene Ontology annotation, biological process: vesicle-mediated transport. The transcript has 2 exons.